Chenopodium quinoa (quinoa) is the source of this 2436-nucleotide messenger RNA. RefSeq names its product protein FAR1-RELATED SEQUENCE 5-like. Gene Ontology annotation, biological process: regulation of DNA-templated transcription. The record is from RefSeq and is a predicted model, not a curated record. Gene Ontology annotation, molecular function: zinc ion binding. The coding region runs from base 1 to 2436 and encodes 811 amino acids. The transcript has 7 exons. Lineage: Eukaryota; Viridiplantae; Streptophyta; Magnoliopsida; Caryophyllales; Amaranthaceae.
AUGGGGUUUAAUAUAAAUGGACAUGAUUCUCAGAAUGAUGAUGUUGAGAUUAAUAACAAUGGCAAUGAAGAGGCUAAUGUGGAGGUUAAUGACCAGAGAAGUGGACAUGAUUCUGAGAAUGAAGAUGAUGAGUUUAAUAUCAUUGGCAAUGAAGAGGUUGAUGAUGAGGUUAAUAACAUUAGAAAUGGACAUGAUUUUCAGAAUGGUUCAAACGGUGAAGAACAACAAAGUCGUAUUCCAGCUGUGGGUAUGAAUUUUGCAAGCGGUGAAGAAUUUACAAGGUUUUGCCAUAUGUAUGCCUUUGAGAAAGGGUUUGAAUAUUUUGUUCGAACAUGUAUAAUAAUGGAUGAGUAUCGUGAAAAAGGAGUACAUCAUCGAGGUGUUGGGGACAAGGAGCCUAAAGACUACAUGAUGUCUCGUAUUAGACUGUUGUGCAAGAUGGGUACGAAAGAUAGGAGGAAAAAGAAAACUGGAAGGAAGAUAUCAAGUCCUCCUCCAGGGUGUAAGGUUUUGGUUGAGGCACGUUUGUCAGUUGAUGGUAGGAUAUAUAUUAAGAAUUGUGAGCUGUCCCAUAAUCAUGACCUAUUUCCAAAUGAUAGCCGGCUUAUGGUGAACUAUCGGGGCAUUGAUGAUGGUGCUUAUGAGAACAUGGUUUUAAACGACUCAGCGGGAAUUUCAAUGACCAAAAGCUUCAACUCUAUUGUUAUUGCAAGAGGAGGACAACAAAAUGUAACUGUUAACAAGAGCGAUUUGAGGAAUGCGGUAAACAUUGUUCGGCGACGUGUCAUAUUUGGUGGGGAUGCUGACGCUGCUGAUACAAGGGCGCGUGCGCAGUACAAAGACUUUGGAGACAUUGUUUCGUUUGAUACAACAUUUUUGACAAACAAGUACCAAAUGCCAUUUGCUCCUUUUGUUGGCUGCAAUCAUCAUGGGUCGUCCAUCAUUUUAGGUGCAGCCUUAGUUUCUAAUGAAAAUUUAGAAACAUUUGAGUGGGUUUUUAAUCAAUGGCUGCAGUGUAUGGGGAAGCCGCCAAAAGGCAUCAUCACCGACCAGUGUAAAGCUAUCGGUAAGGCGGUUAAGAAGAUUGCUCACAGGAACCUAGGAAAAUUAGAGAAAUUUAUCGAGAUACAAGCUGAUUUGAAAGUUGUCGUGCAUGAUUCGCUGUUUAUAGAAGAAUUUGAGGAUUCUUGGAAACAUAUGGUGACAAAAUAUCGGUUGCAAAACAACGAUUGGAUCAAUGACACAUUCGAGAAUAGGGAACAUUGGGCCCCAAGUUUUUGGAGGGGCAGUUUUUGGGCGGGGAUGUCAUCCACCCAACGGAGUGAAGGACAAAACCGAUGCAUUAAAGGAUACGUUAGUUUGAACACUGGACUGUUGCAAUUCAUGAAUCAAUUUGAACAAAGCAAUAAAAAGAAAGUCAAAGAUGAGAAGGAUUUGAAUUUCCAAUCACACAGUAAUCCUUUUGAAUAUGAUAACACAAUUCUUGCGGAGUGCGUAUUUAGCAAUGCGUACACCAAUAAAAAAUUUCUGGAGGUAAGGGAUGAGGUGAUAGGUCUAAGGCACACAAAUGUGUUGAGGACAGAAAAUGAUGGGAAUAAAGUUUUGUAUGACGCAGAAGAGAAGAUUCCUAUUCCUGUGUGGAAAGCAAGGCGAAAAUUGUUUAAGGUUUCUGUGGACAAAGAUAAUGAAUUUUUAUGCUUAUGCAAACUAUUUGAGUUUUGUGGAAUACUUUGCAGACAUCUUAUCAGUGCCAUUGAGAAAGAAGACAUUGAUUUUACUCCUUCGAAAUACAUUCUGGAUCGUUGGAGGAAGAGUGUAGUACGGGGUUACGAAGGCAUUAGUGUGUCAUACUACGACCCUAAUGAUUCUAUUAAGCUGAAAAAGCAGAACGAAAUAAAUGUCAGACAUCAAUACUUGUCAUCGUUUGCCAUGCACAGCGAGUUAGUAAAUCGGGGGUGUUAUAGUGCUACUCUUGAAGCUGUAAUUGGUAUUCGAUCAACAAAUGGUGUACAAGACUGGUCAGACCCUUCAAUGAACAGGGUGUUUGGCCGGCACAGGCUCAGGCCGAAGGAGCUAAACCAACAAAAUCUUCAACAGAAUGCAAAACCCCCCGAAGAAAGGAACAUCAAGGAUCCUGUAGUCAAAAGAGGUUCAGGAAGGGCACAGACUACAAGGAACAAACACCCAUCAGAGGAAGGGAGUAAGAAAAGGAAGAUGAAGAACAUCCAGGAACCUGAUGAUGAAGGUGAGGAUGAUGAUCCUUUUCACAAUGGUAUAUUUGUUGAUACAAACCAGAUGUAUGGAGUAAAUUCGCAGCAGCAUAAUGGUAAUAUGAGCUCUGUUUACGGUGCUCAAGUUCAGUAUGGUUAUGUUGACCCUCGAGGGUUUUACCAGUACAACUCAUAUGGUGGGCUAAAUCAAGGCCUAGUUGGAUAA